AUGACUAUUAAAUCCCCCUCCGCCAACGCCUUCGUCACCGCGGCACGCAAGGUGUACCAUCCCGUUGGAUUCACGAAAGGUACCCUCGCCCUCGACACAAGUUGUACCACGGGGGAGGAUGCAAAUCAACCUCUCGACUGUUAUUACUACUCCGAAGGCUCCAUCGACAGGAUUGGUAUUCUCCUGCACCUUGCUACCAUCCUCCCUGCGGCAAUCCUCACUUGCCUCCAGUUUGUGCCCGUCAUUCGCCGCACCUUCGUUCUCUUUCAUCGCAUCAAUGGGUACCUUAUCAUCAUCCUGAGCCUGGUGUCAACCGCCGGUGCCAUCAUGCUUGCACGAAACGCAGUUGGCGGUUGGAUGGAUGUUCAGAUGGGCGUCGGGACCAUGUCCAUCGCCUUCGUAUCCUCACUCGCGCUCGCCUUGUACAAUGUCAAGCGCCUCCAAAUCGAACAGCACAGGGCAUGGAUGCUGAGGGCUUGGUUUUAUGCUGGUUCCAUCAUCACAAUGCGGCUCAUCCUCGUCAUUUCUACAACCAUCAUCAGCAGUGACGGAUAUAUGGUCCCUAUGACUUGUGACAGGGUUUUCACCCUCACAGGUUCGCAAAACAGGACCCUCCAACAGCACCCCGAGUGUGGAACGUACUUUUCUGGGCAGGAACCUAACAAGGUUGUCCUCGUGUCCGCGACGAUGAACGGGAACGGGAGUAAUGCGACGGCCGUGUUGAGCCUUGGUUUUGGCGCUGCAUUUUGGCUUGCGUUUACCCUGCAUGCAGUUGGGGUUGAGAUAUAUCUACGUCUUACCCCGGCCGAAGCAAACCGUUUGCGGAAUGUAUCGUAUCAACGACAACUCGAGGCUGGUAUGAAGAAUCCUGGUCGAGCUGGUCUUACUGCCGACAGCAUUGGCGACGCGGCCCGGUGGGAACCCCAGGAUCAGCAGCACCCAGCCCACUCAACCGAGAGCAUCGAAGGCGCGAAAUAAAAAGUUGCCAACUCCUGCUAUCUGAGGAAGUUGCUUGGUUUGGGCGGGAAUGGAGAUGGGAAAUUAGCAGAUUGAGAAUGGGGUUCGGAA
Messenger RNA from Chaetomium fimeti, 1068 nucleotides. RefSeq lists its product as uncharacterized. The transcript has 4 exons. The record is from RefSeq and is a predicted model, not a curated record. Bases 1 to 978 code for a protein of 325 amino acids. Lineage: Eukaryota; Fungi; Ascomycota; Sordariomycetes; Sordariales; Chaetomiaceae.